This is a messenger RNA of Oenanthe melanoleuca, 4709 nucleotides long. It is a transcript of the gene NCS1, whose product is annotated as neuronal calcium sensor 1. The transcript has 8 exons. The coding region runs from base 252 to 824 and encodes 190 amino acids. Lineage: Eukaryota; Metazoa; Chordata; Aves; Passeriformes; Muscicapidae. The record is from RefSeq and is a predicted model, not a curated record. Gene Ontology annotation, molecular function: calcium sensitive guanylate cyclase activator activity; calcium ion binding.
GCUCCGCUCCGCGCCCGGCGGCGCAGGGCGGGGAGGGCGCGUGGAGCCGGGGACACGCACACGGACACGCAGCGCGGCCCCGCGGCGCGGCUCUGCGGCCAAGCCCCGCCAACAAAGACCCCUCCGCCCCCCUGGCCGCCGCCCCCCGCGGGAUGUAGCCGGGCCGGGAGCCCCAGCGAGGCAGCGGCCCCGCCGCUCCGUGCCCCGCAGCGAGGCCGGGAGGCGGCGGGCUCAGCGGCGCUGCCGCCACCAUGGGCAAAUCCAACAGCAAGUUGAAGCCUGAAGUUGUGGAAGAGCUGACCAGGAAAACGUACUUCACGGAGAAGGAGGUGCAGCAGUGGUACAAGGGCUUUAUCAAGGACUGUCCCAGCGGGCAGCUCGAUGCCGCCGGCUUCCAGAAGAUCUACAAGCAGUUCUUCCCCUUCGGUGACCCAACCAAAUUUGCCACCUUUGUUUUCAAUGUCUUCGAUGAGAACAAAGAUGGGAGGAUUGAGUUUUCGGAGUUCAUCCAGGCGCUGUCGGUCACCUCCCGGGGAACGCUGGAUGAGAAGCUGAGGUGGGCAUUCAAGCUGUAUGACUUGGACAACGACGGAUACAUCACGAGGAACGAGAUGCUGGACAUUGUGGAUGCCAUUUAUCAGAUGGUGGGAAACACAGUGGAGCUUCCUGAGGAGGAGAACACACCAGAGAAGAGGGUGGAUCGGAUUUUUGCCAUGAUGGACAAGAAUGCUGACGGGAAGCUGACGCUGCAGGAGUUUCAGGAGGGCUCCAAGGCCGACCCCUCCAUCGUGCAGGCGCUCUCCCUCUACGAUGGGCUCGUAUAGUCCCGGGGCCGAGCGGCGAUGCCUGGGGGAAGAUGCUCUCCGUGCCAUCCGACCACGCGAAGCUUGCCUGUCCCUCCUGGCCUCCCCUCCCGCUCCACGAGCCAGGGGCGCCCUGGGAGCGCGAGCUCAUCCCCCGCACUCUGAACCAGCCGCUGCCAUUCGCCAGUUCUGCUUUUUCCAACCAACCCCGCGCCAGACCCUGUCUGAGCGGCAGCGAACGCCCGAGACUUUGGGGGAGCGGGUCGAGCAUCGCCGCAGGCACAGCCCCCUCCUCGCCCCCUCUGCUCCCUCUUUCCCCAUUUUCCGAUGGGACUGUGGAUGUGCCGGCGGGAUCCAGCCCGAGACGGGGCCCCAAGGUCCCGGGGCUGCACCCACGUGGAGCCGAGGCACCGACGAGAUUGGGAACAGAGUCCUGGUGUCACCCACAGUGCCGCUGGCAGCCCGGCUCGGCUCACUAGGGACAUAUAUUAUUAUUAUUUUUUUUUUUUUUGGUGAGACAGUAUUGUGCUCUUUGGUUUGGUUUUGUUUCGGUUGUUUUUUUUUUUUUUUUCCUUCGGUGGAAAAAAGUGAGGCUUUUUUUUUUAUAUGCCUAUCUCGACGGUCGAUAUCCUUAUUUAUUUGUUGUAAAUGUUGCUGCUGUGUUUCGUCUCUCGUGUGUGUGUCCGCCCACCCAGGUGAGGAUUUGUAAGGUUUACAUGCUCGUACACUAUUGCGGGGACCCGGGAGCCUGCAAUAACAAUGAAGCCAAAAAUCUGCCUUCCCCCUCUCCUCCCACCCCUGUAUCCCAAGCUCUGUGGGCUGGCUGCUGUUUGGAGGGGAUGCUGUAGCUUCUCUUCCUGUUCCCGUGCUCCCUGCAUUUUUCUGUUCACCCUUCCCUUUGGGAGCUCUGUGGGGCUCACUCAGCCCAGGCUGGGCAGACCAAGCUCCAUCCCUCAGCUGGGCAGGGUGAGGAAUCUGCUGGGCUCCAGAACGUCCCCAUUUCCUUCCUUUUAUUCAUUUUCUCACUGCAUGAACAAGUAUUAAUGGAGCCCAGAGCUGGGUUUUGCUUUCAAGCAGAUUCCUUUGCUACGUUCUGCUUUGCAAGCGGUGGGAAGGUGUUUGGUGGUGGCUGUGAAUCAUCCUUGAAGGGGAGCCUUGCUCUGUCUUGCUCUGUCCCUCCAUCCACGCUGGGAGAAGGUGGCAGGGAGUGCCAGGAUGGGCUGUGCACAAGCUCCAUCAACACCUCUGGGAUGUGCCCCCAGCUCAGCCCCACCAGCACCCACACCGUGGGGCACAGUUGGCAUCUCUGCUGGAGAGUGAGCAGUGCAUGGGUGAUGCCUCAGCUCUGGGAAAGGAGAGAUGUGCAUUCCCUCAGGAGCAGAGUGCAAGAAGCCUUUGGGACCCCUAAAGCCACCCUGGGGCCUCACCCUUCUAUCUUUGCUCCAGCUGGUGGUAGCAGCAUCUUUCCACCCAGCUGUCUCCCAGCUCCUAUGGCUAAGGACUGUCCCCAUGGCAGUGGGAGGUGACAUCUGGAUGUGGAGGGCAGUCUGACAGUGUCUCAUGAUGCAGGAGACAAGGUGGUGCCCCAGUGUUCCCUGAUUCCUCCCAGCAUGGCAGUGACAGAUGCCCCAGCCAGAAGAUGCUGGUUCUUCACGUGCAGCCCCACUCCCCAGUUUUGGGAUUUUGUGCUUGUGGUACUUCUUGAUGCCCAUGAAAACCACCUUUCCCCAUCCCCAAGGAGACUGACCUCACGUCCAUGUGCAAUAUUUCUGCCUCUUCUGCAGUCCCUGCCCCUGAGGAUGCCCAUGUUUCAUUGUGGGGGUGCUUCUGGAGGGUGUCCUUCACUCACUCCCACGGAAACCUCCUUUUCCUUGUUGCUCUGUGGCCAAAAUGCAACUCUGGGGUAGGUUUUUGCAGUGCCUGCCACUUGUUGAAUGCACAUCUGCCAGACUGGUCCCUCCUGGUGCCAAUCAAUGUUCCCAAUGAAUGUGACACUGCUGUAAUCACCUCUGCUGAUGAAUGAUGGGCCCUGCCACGUUUGACAUAGUUCCCAGGCAAAGGCAAACCUCAUUUGCUCUGACACUUUUCCCCUGGACAGCUUGUAAUUUUUGGAGGACCUGUCAUGGGUUGAGCUCCAUGAGUGCUCACAGGUGUCUCCCCAGGAACUCAGCCCUGCCAGGGCUCUGGGCAUGCUGAGUGUCCCUGAGCAAAGUGUUUUGGCCCCAGUGUUCCUCCUGGCUGUAGAUCUGGGACCCUGGCUUGGAUGCUUCUAAUCUCCCUUUUGGGGAGCACCAAGGGCCCUGAUUCCUGCUGAGCACCACCAGGAUCUGCAGCAUCUUGCUAUCACUGAAAAUAAGGCUUGGAGCAUCUCGUGCUUGGAAAUGUUGGCCUUAACCUCCUCGUGCCUCAGUUUCCCCAUCAGUGCAGUGGCUGGGGGGAGCAUCCCCCUCUGGAGAGCAGUUUGGUGGCUGUGCCCAGCUCAGGGCAGUGGGCACAGGGCUUGGCAGGACCCACUGAGCAUCAGGCAGGUGCAGAGCACCAGGAAUGGUGUGUGAAACACCAGGGUGGGAUUUACACCAGGGUCUUUAAUUCCAGCCUCUGUUUUACACCUGCUCACGAUGGAACAGCCCUGGUUUGUCUCUGUUCAUACUGGGGUUGCUGGUGCCUGUCCAAAACAGAGCCCUGGCUGUGGGAAGGGGGCCCAAAGCACAGCCAGGCUGAGGUGAGGGCCCAGCCCCGGUGACUGUGGCAUGUGCCCCCCUCUCAUUUGUCGCUGUCAGUGUUGCCCAUUAAAUGCCAUGUCUGUACUUUCCUUUCUUUUCACUUUUCUGUCUGUGUGCUGACUGUUGCUGCUUUGUAUCUGUCUUUCCUUGAGCUCUGGGGCCGGGCUGGGCUGAGCUGUUUCCCCUGGGAGAAAGAAUGUGGGAGAGGGCUCUGGGGGCAGAUUCCCCCCUGCCCUCUGCUCACAGCACAAACCAGGACCCAAGAGAGAGAAGUGAAGGGUUUUUCCUCUGGAGCAGGCUGUUAAUUAAUGCAAUUUGUAAUGAGACCAGGCUGGUCCCAGGAGCUCUCUCUGUUGGGUUGGUGGAGGAGGGUGUUUGCUAAUGGGGGGCCCCAGACCCUGCUUGUGCCAGGUACCAGCUGCAUCUCGCCCCCCUUCACAGAGGCUGAGGUUGUGGGAAUCCCAGCCCAGGUCACUGCUCCUCAGUGGGCAGGGAUGAAGCUGCCCAGAGAUGGAAUUGUCUUGGAGUCUUGGGAUCUGGGUUUGAGCCCCACUUGGAGCAGGGCUGGCUUUGAAGCAGGGCCAGGCAUGGCAUGGGGGCAGCUGAGAUCACUGGCAGAGCUGCCCCCUUCCCAUGUGUUGAGGGUUGGGGGGUCAUUUGGGAUGGGUGAGUGACCUGCAGCCAGCUCACUGUCCCCCAUCCAAGGAGGAGAUUUGGGGCAUUUGGUGAGAGCACCUGUUACCUGUCCUUCCCCAGGGCACUGAGGGGAGGGUCUGGCUGGGACAGAAGUGAGGGCUGGGGGCAAAGAAGCAAGCCCCAGUCUCAGUGCACAGUUUAGGGUGCAGAACUUUUGGGGUCUCAGUUACACACAUCAGCCCUGCAGCAAAGUCAUCCUUCCCUUCUCUCUGCUCCUGGGCUGGGUGCCCUGUGGCACAGGUGUGGCCUGUGUCCCAGGGCUGGCUGAGCCCUGGGCUGGGAAGCAGCAGCUCCAGCACAGAGCCUUGUUUGUGGAGAUGAAGCCUGUGUGUGCGUCCGUGCCGGUGUCUCGGCUUGCAUGCCCCGCUGCCUUGUCUUGAGAUGAAUUCAAGAGCAAACCAAGCAAACGAAACAGUUUAAUAACAGAACAAAACAAAACCCAGGAACUUUGUGACAGUGGAAAUAAAAGCUUAAUGACAGUAAUGGA